Chironomus riparius is the source of this 1400-nucleotide messenger RNA. NCBI's taxonomy places the organism in Eukaryota, Metazoa, Arthropoda, Insecta, Diptera, Chironomidae. The record is from the annotation of a GenBank genome assembly.
CCUUAAUUCACAAUUGCAUCAGUAUGUGUAAAAUAUAAAAGUAUUGAUUAUUUGCGCAAAUGUUUUUUAAGUAAUUCUCUUGAAUAUUUAGUUUAAAUGCGUGAACUUAAGUUAAUCGAGUAUUAUAACAAAGUGAUAUUAAACUUUAGUCUAUUGUGAAACCGUCGACUUUAUUGUCAAAGCAAUUCAGAGCAGCUUUACAAGUUAAAAACACAAAAGAAAUGUCACAUUUAUAUGCACAAUGGCAGGAUUUAAUGAACAACAAGUCUGAUCCGAGGACAACGAACUUGUUUCUUAUGCAAUGUCCACUGCCAACACUAAUGUUAUGCAUUGGAUAUUUUUAUAUUGUGAAGAUCUUAGGACCAAAGUUUAUGGAAGCCAGAAAGCCAUUUAAAGUCACAAAAUUAUUGAUAAUUUACAAUUUUCUUCAAACAAUUUGGAGUUGUUAUUUAUUUUGGGAGAUUGGAAUGGCUGGAUGGUUUGGACGAUAUAAUUGGAGAUGUGAAGCUUUUGAUCCAUCAAAUGAUGAAUAUGCUGUACGGUCUCAAAACGCACUCAAAAAAGUUGAAAUGAUGCUGAAAAUACUGGAAACUUUUUGCGGUCACACAAAUCUUCAUGGAUUCAUUUACAUCGUUCAGCCAUGGCGGCACAAAAUUGAGAAAUUCUUUUGGCUUAUUUCGAUUCUCAUAUCCUUCAUUUUAACUGGAAUUUUAAUCAACAAACUUAUCAUUGAGAGUCAAAAGAACUCAAUUGUUAUUUAUAUGGACCAAAAUCCAAUCAAAGUUCAAGAUUUGGUCUUUCCAGCUGUUGCUAUGUGCCUUGGAGUGUUGGGAAGAACACCUUGCAAAACACAGAUGUUUUAUGAUGGCGCCAAAUCGUUAUUAGAAAGGAAUAAAACAGCAAUUAAGCCAUUAAAAGAAACACAAUUAAAACUCCUACAAAUUGGCAGCCUGCUGUCACGCGAUCGGUUCAUGUCCGAUAAUUUUCCAACAUUAAAUAUAUCAACUGAUAAUUUGAUGGAAUUGUUGGGAAUUUUGAAAAGGAACAUUUCCACAAUUUCUCACAACACAAGUCAAACCUUAUUUUCGGAAAAAUCUUGGAAAUAUCCAUUUCCACAUCAGAUCCCAGUUAUAGCUCAAGGUCCUGGAAAAGGAUUAUUCAUAAAAUUCUGGACUUUUCAUUAUUGUCAGCCUCAAAGGAAAGCUUACAAUUUCUUUAAGAAUUCACUUCAACAGACGGAGUUGGAUGGACUUGUGCUGAGGUUUCAUGAUCCAUACGAAUUUCUGUCAAAUGAUGCCCCAAAGUUUCAUAUGGUUCGAGAUAAAUUGACUACUUUGUCGAUUGUACCGAAGAUAAUAAGGAUUGAUGACUCAUUGCUGGAUGUUGAGAUUGAUGUGUAA